Molecule: messenger RNA, 979 nt
Organism: Papaver somniferum (opium poppy)
Lineage: Eukaryota; Viridiplantae; Streptophyta; Magnoliopsida; Ranunculales; Papaveraceae
Product: immune-associated nucleotide-binding protein 9-like
Exons: 5
Coding region: 71-979 (302 amino acids)
Molecular function (GO): GTP binding
Source: RefSeq, a predicted model, not a curated record
AUAAUUUAAAAACCAUUGUUGAAAGAUAAAUUUUCCAAGUUUUCCUUUCCAUAAACAAAAUCAAGAAAAAAUGGGCGGUGGAGAUAUUUCGAUUGAAAAUGAUUGGGAGUCGGCAUCUUUGACAUCAGGUGCUGAUGCUGCUGCUAAAACGAUUGUAUUGGUGGGAAGAACUGGAAAUGGCAAAAGCGCUACUGGGAACAGUAUUCUGCGAAGAAAAUCAUUCGAAUCAAGUAUUGGCUGUUCCGGAGUUACAAAUACUUCGGAGUUGCAAACCACUGUCCUUGACGAUGGACAAGUUGUUAACGUCAUAGACACUCCCGGGAUCUUUGAUUCCUCGGAAGGAACUGAGCAGUUGAAAAAGGAGAUAUUGAAAUGUAUUGGUCUAGCCAAAAAUGGAAUCCAUGCAUUUCUUUUGGUUUUUUCUAUUAGGACUCGGUUUUCGCAAGAGGAACAAGCAGCUAUACAGUAUAUGAGGGAUUUCUUUGGUGAAAAAAUUCACGAGUACAUGAUUGUUGUUUUUACCGGAGGAGAUGAACUCCUUGAUGAUGAGGUUACGCUAACCGAAUACUUGGGUAGCAAGUGCCCUCAAUUACUACAGGAUGUGAUCAAGCAUUGCCGAAACAGGGUUAUUCUUUUCGACAACAAGACUAGAGUUGAAAAGCAACGUGCAGAGCAGGUUGAAAGUUUAAUGUCACUCGUGAACAUGCUCAUUGCACGUAAUAAUGGUUUACCUUACACAAAUGAGCUCUUUGAAGAAAUGAAGGUUGAGAUGAAGUUCAAGGAGACGACUUUAAGGCUUGAAAAGGAGUUAGAAACGGAACGAGCUGCCAGAGCGAAGGCAGAAAAGAAAGCUGCUGAUGCAAAAAAGAAAGCGGCUAAUGAAAGCCGAAAGAUGCAAGCACAGCUGGAGGUAAAACAAAGGGAGGCUGAGCACGCUCGUGCUCAGGCUGCAAAUGUUCCGAAGUGCUCAAUAUUAUAG